Molecule: messenger RNA, 2146 nt
Organism: Megachile rotundata (alfalfa leafcutting bee)
Lineage: Eukaryota; Metazoa; Arthropoda; Insecta; Hymenoptera; Megachilidae
Biological process (GO): regulation of transcription by RNA polymerase II
Cellular component (GO): nucleus
Molecular function (GO): DNA-binding transcription factor activity, RNA polymerase II-specific; RNA polymerase II cis-regulatory region sequence-specific DNA binding
Source: RefSeq, a predicted model, not a curated record
UCCCAUCAUCAUCACCAGCACCAGCACCAACAGCAACAACAACAACAACAGCAGCAGCAGCAGCAGCAUCACCAUCCCCAUCAUCAUCAUCAACAGCAGCACCAGCAGCUGCACGAAGGAAGCGGCGAAGGCACGGCGGGAGGCAGGCACCAUAUCGGUGGAAGUGGUAACGGUGGCGGAGGUGGUGGUAACGCGGAGGGUAUGUCGUCUUCCGCGUCGCAAAGCCCGGACAUCGCGUGCGCGAGCUUGCCGCUGGAACUACUGGCGGCUGGCGCGCUCGGCGUCAAGGAGGAGCGAGAGCUCGCCGCCGCGGAGGAUCUCACCGGUAGUUUCGCGGUCAUGCAAAACAACGGCCUCGGUAACAUCGGCCUCGGGAUGGGUAGCUCGCCGUACGCGUACGACAAACUGCCCUCGAUGAGCAUGUCGCCGCCGCACAAUUAUCCUUCGCCUGGCGCGGGUCUUCAACCGAGUCCUCUCUCGCCCCAGAGCGCCUACAGUCAGAGCGGAUUGAACUCGCCGCACAAGUCCGCCAGUCCUCACUACGACCCGGCCUUUUUGCCGAGGUUGCAGCAGAGUCCGGCGGCCCUUAGUCCUUCCUCGCCGCCGGCCGUUUCGGCGACGGCCAGUUUCGCGCCUUCUCAUCAUUCCCCGCCCACGCAUUCGGUGCCUGCUGCUUCGCCGCCGCCUAUGCAAACGCAACUGCAACAGCAGCAGCAACAGCAGCAGCAGCAGCAACAGCAGCAACAACAACAGCAGCAGCAGCAGUCGAUGCAGCAGCAGACGAUAUCGCACACGCAGCACGUGCAGCACACCUCGGUGGUGAUGAAGACGGUCUCGUCGGCGGGUAACGGUGCCGGCGAGGUCGAGGAGAUCAACACCAAGGAACUCGCGCAGAGGAUCAGCGCGGAGCUCAAGAGGUACAGCAUACCGCAGGCGAUAUUCGCGCAGAGGGUUCUCUGUCGUAGCCAGGGUACCCUCAGCGAUUUACUGCGCAACCCGAAGCCCUGGUCGAAGCUCAAGAGCGGCCGAGAGACCUUCCGACGGAUGUGGAAGUGGCUACAGGAGCCCGAGUUUCAGAGAAUGUCCGCCUUGCGGCUAGCAGCCCUGAGCAACUGCUCUGAGAGCGGAGGUGAGCCGGAAGCCAUGCUGGAUAUCCACCACCCAGGAACCGGUCUCGAGUCUCAUCACCAACAGUUUCACAACUCAUAUGCUGCACAGAUUCCACAACGCGGAACAUGCAAGAGGAAAGACGAGAUGGCGAGCCAGGCAGAACACCAACAGCCCGCCCCCAAGAAACCGCGGCUGGUUUUCACAGACCUUCAGCGCCGUACUCUACAGGCUAUUUUUAAAGAGACCAAGAGGCCGUCGAAGGAGAUGCAGGUGACAAUCGCCAGGCAGUUGGGCCUGGAGCCGACGACGGUCGGCAACUUCUUCAUGAACGCUCGACGUCGUUCCAUGGACAAAUGGAAGGACGAGGACCCGAAGACCGUGGCGGUCGAAGAAGGACAGCUAUCGCCUACAAUAGGUAUCGGGCAACGGCAGCCAAGCGACGUUUUGUGACACACGUCCGACCACGAGGAGUACCACGACGAGUCACCCGAAGAAGAUUUACCCUUCUCGUAAGGGAUAAACCGAUUAUACGGACGCGAUUUCGUAAAACACCGACUGAACUGGGAACUGCUUUUCAUGUAAAUAAAUCGAGGUCCCAGGACGUGGCGUGUUUGGGUCUCAAACUUUAUGACCGUUCAAAAUCAGCAGAAAGAUAUCAUUUUGACCCAGACAUUCUUUAUUUGGACAGAUAUGCGCUUUUGUUAUACGUGCUUCAUACAUGUUUCAGAUAAAACGAUAUCAAUUAUUAUGUUCAAUUGAUGGACUAUCGAACAAUGUACAGAGACAGAUUCACUAGACUUGUUUAACUAUCUUUUAUUAAUUUUAACAGCAAUUUUUGAAGGGAUCUUUAAACAUGUCUACCAAAAUUUGUUAAGUAAGGUCAGAAUUAAAUACUUGAAUGUACUUGGAGGUUUUUAAAAAUGUCUACAAAACUUGUCAAGCGAAAUAACAAUUAAAAAUUUGAUUGUAUUCGGAGAUUUUUAAACAUGUCUACUAAAUUUGUUAAGUAAAAUCACAAUUGAAAAUUUGAAUGUAC